UGCAGCCUGGCGGUGCUGGGCACCGAGCCGGGCGCCAGCCCCCGCAAGGGCACUGGGGAGAAAGGCUUUGCCUGCAGUCUCUGCCCUUUCGUCACCCACUACCCCAACCACUUGGCACGGCACAUGAAGACGCACAGUGGGGAGAAGCCAUUCGCCUGCCCGCUCUGCCCCUAUGCCUCCGCCCACCUUGACAACCUGAAGCGGCACCAGCGAGUACACACAGGCGAGAAGCCCUACAAGUGCCAGCUCUGUGACUACGCCUGCGGCAACUUGGCCAACCUCAAGCGUCAUGGGCGCAUCCACUCAGGCGACAAGCCCUUCCAGUGCAGCCUCUGCAGCUACAGCUGCAACCAGAGCAUGAACCUGAAGCGGCACAUGCUGCGGCACACAGGCGAGAAGCCCUUCCAGUGCCGGGACUGCCCCUACACCACUGGCCACUGGGACAACUACAAGCGCCACCAGAAGAUCCACGGCCACACAGCUGAGAGCUGGGUAAAUCCACGCAAUGCCAAAGCCCUUCUGGCCCCUCCAGCCGUGGGCACAGCCGUGCCCUGAGACAGCACUUAGCCUGGCUGCAGGGGUGCCCAGCCCUGCGUCGGGCCUGGGGUGCCUCAGCCCUGGGGCAUGCCAGCUGCAGCUCCUGCCCUCCCUGGGGGAGGGAUGGGCAGCAGGCUCCACAGGGGCUCAGGGCUGCCUUACGCAGGGCCUGUGCAUGGACCGGGGUCUCCAGCAGCCCU
Messenger RNA from Cariama cristata (Red-legged seriema), 737 nucleotides. Its product is annotated as zinc finger protein 513-like. The record is from RefSeq and is a predicted model, not a curated record. The transcript has a single exon. Lineage: Eukaryota; Metazoa; Chordata; Aves; Cariamiformes; Cariamidae. Gene Ontology annotation, molecular function: DNA-binding transcription factor activity, RNA polymerase II-specific; RNA polymerase II cis-regulatory region sequence-specific DNA binding. Bases 124 to 555 code for a protein of 143 amino acids. Gene Ontology annotation, biological process: regulation of DNA-templated transcription.